This is a messenger RNA of Myodes glareolus (Bank vole), 559 nucleotides long. NCBI's taxonomy places the organism in Eukaryota, Metazoa, Chordata, Mammalia, Rodentia, Cricetidae. The record is from RefSeq and is a predicted model, not a curated record.
UGUAAGAUGAAAUUUGCCGACAGUCACCAGGGAUGGCGGAACGUGAGGAUGGAACAAGUGUCCGGGCUGCUCUCCUGGACGCUGAGCAGGGUCCUAUGGCUCUCAGGCUUUUCUGAGCAGGGAGCCACCAUGGAAGAGAAAGCGCUAUAUGAAGAAGACUGUUUGGUUAUUAUCAAGUUCACACCAACAGCACCUCACUGCUCUUUGGCAAUUCUUAUUGGACUGUGCUUAAGAGUAAAACUUCAGCGGUGUCUACUGUUCAAACACAAGUUGGAAAUCUACAUUUCUGAAGGAACUCAGUCUACAGAAGAAGACAUCAACAAGCAGAUAAAUGACAAAGAGCGAGUGGCAGCUGCAAUGGAGAACCCCAACCUGCCACCCACAUUAAUCAUCAGUCAACAAAAUGUACCACAAGCUUUGCCCACAGGCUAGUCUGGUGGACAUUUUCUCAACUGAGGUUCUACCUCUUCCAAAAUGACUAGCCUGUGUUGAGUUGACAUAAAAGAGUAGCCAGCAUAGACCUCCACAUGUGCGCCAUGGCACAUAGGAACCUGCUUGC